AUGGCCAUGGGUAACUCCCGACAACGUCACGUUCACAAGAAGAAAAAGGAGAAGAGGAGACAAGCCAUUGCGCUGGCGGCCAAGGACGCGAUGCGGGGGGUGACGGUGCUGCGGAGCUUGGACGGCGUGGAGCUGGCGGUGCCCAACGCGGAGGCGUGCCGGUACGGCGCCAAGGUCGAGGAAGACAUCAGGUCAUGCAUCCACUACUCCAACAAGCAAACCCACAAUCCUGACUGGGACGGCAGCGAGUUCGUCGCCAACCUCGACCACGCCACCCUCUUCGGCCUAGUGCUCGCCGCUGAAUCCCUCCGGAACCAACGCCUUCUCGACAUCACCUGCCGCACCGUCACCGACAUGAUCCACGGCAAGUCACCGGCCCAGAUCCGCGCCAUGUUCGGCAUCAGGCCUCCACCACCACCCACACAUGGCAGGACAACAAAGAAGCUCACCACAUCGGAUCAGAAGCCCACGACGACGUUAGAGCUCGAGGAGAGAGCGCUCAGGGCUCUCCACGCGGUUCGCUGCCACAAGUACACCGUAUACGACCCCAAACGCCAUUGCUUCCUAUAUACGCGGUUACUACGCUUCAACAACUACGCCUUCUUUGACCACGACAAAGAAUGCGAACUUCGCCGUGGACCCGCGCUUCGCGAGAUACAUCCGCCAUUGUGCGAGUCCGUCGUGUUUUCAGGCAUCAACUUCAUCUCCCUCAAGGUGUGUGAGUCCGACGUGGGCUUCCCCAUCAACGUGUUUGGUACCGUCAUCGCAAGGGACGAAGUCGACUAUAAGUGCGUCUACCUCUUCAGGCGCGAAGCGGAUGAUUGCCAGACCAUCACCUCGCCGGAUGAUAUGUUAACUUUGAUGGAUCCAUGCCGAGGGCUUGUUCCCGAUGAUUGUGUUUAUUUGGAGAUCAAUCUAAAGAUCAAGUGUGAUGGAGGUGUAGUCAAAGACUUCAGCAAAGGCGUGACAGAAUUCAACAGUUGCCGCCUCUACUAUCAAAACGAGAGCAGGACCGUGCGUCUGACAAGCUGGCUGAGUACCGUGGAAUUGUUAUGUGCAGGCGUAUUUCACCCCGUCGAAGCCUCCAUUGCAAUCAACAUUCUCAAAGGGACAUGUGAUCUCACAAGAUUAGCUGCUUGGCAUACUGGAAAUACCGAGGAUCACAUCAUUCUAUAUGACAGCAAACUAGCUGCAAGCAAUGAGGCGACAAUUAAAACAACUAAUUCUAUUGCGUUAGCUCGCCGUGUGGUAGCUCUUCCACUGAAUGAAAAGCUGGUUCUCCGUUUUGUAGUUGAUGAUGAUGAUGAAACCGAGGAUCUUCUCCUCAUUCUAGGACCCUCUAAUAAUGAACACAAACAUGUGUGCAAGAUGAGUUGCUGCGAGUUGGAGCUAGAUUAA
Lolium perenne is the source of this 1398-nucleotide messenger RNA. RefSeq lists its product as uncharacterized. Gene Ontology annotation, biological process: ubiquitin-dependent protein catabolic process. The record is from RefSeq and is a predicted model, not a curated record. NCBI's taxonomy places the organism in Eukaryota, Viridiplantae, Streptophyta, Magnoliopsida, Poales, Poaceae.